Molecule: messenger RNA, 1162 nt
Organism: Thlaspi arvense
Lineage: Eukaryota; Viridiplantae; Streptophyta; Magnoliopsida; Brassicales; Brassicaceae
Source: the annotation of a GenBank genome assembly
UUAAAUCUCUGAGACACAUAAACACACAAAAGAGAAAGAAAAAAAGAGAGAGAGAGAGAGAUUUUAUAAUAAUAAAAGAAAAAAUCUCCGAUCAAAUCAAAAAUGGGGAAGAGAAGAGGCGUCUCCGCCGUGAACGUGGUUUUCGGGUGGCUGAGACAACAAUCAAACAAGGUUAAGAUUGCUUUAGGGAUAAUCCUCUCUCUGAUCUUCGUCGUCUUCCUCAGAUUCACCGUUAAGAAUCGCAACCACUUUUUCGUCGCCUCCGAGGUUAUCCAUGCCGCCGGAAUCUUAAUCCUCAUUUACAAACUCACCCGCCAAAAGACUUGCUCCGGUCUUUCUUUAAAGUCUCAAGAAGUGACAGCAGUAUUUCUAGCUGUGAGACUGAUAUGCAGCAUAAGCAUGGAAGGUGAUAUACAUACAGUUCUUGAUUUCACUACCUUGGUUUCGACUUUAUGGGUCAUUUAUAUGAUUCGUUUCAAGCUGAAAUCAUCUUACAUAAAGACUCUGGACACUUGUCACAAUUACUAUGUGCUUGUUCCAUCUGCUAUUCUUGCGUUGAUUAUCAAUCCGACUACGACUUAUACCUACAUCCACCGUGUCAUGUGGGCGUUUUGCGUUUUCUCUGAAUCUGUCUCUGUUCUUCCUCAGCUUCGGUUAAUGCAGAACGCUCAAAUUAUAGAGCCUUUCACAGCUCAUUACGUGUUUGCAUUAGGAAUCGCUAGGUUCUUGGCAUGCGCUCAUUGGCUUAUCCAGGUCUAUGAGACUCGUGGACAUUACCUAUGGCUUAUCGGUGCCGGUUACUUUUGGUUCCCGGUGGCUCUAGUAGCCGAGAUCGUUCAAACCUUCAUCCUCGCCGACUUCUGCUACUACUAUGUCAAAAGUGUUGUGGAGGGUCAGCUUGUACUGAAGAUGCCGGUUUAGAUCGGUACAGAUGAACCGAUACAUUUUGUUUUGUUCUUUAUAAUGUCAACUCAAGCUACCUUAGCCAAAGUAGAUGCUCAAAAAUAAUCUAGACAGUUUUCUUUUUUUCUUUCCUGCUUUUUGUUUAAGAAUCUUUAGAGAAGUUAAGGAGUAUCAAAUUGGCCCAAGAAUGGUUUUAUCUUUUAAUUAUUUGAACUAUACAUAUUGUGGAGAGCCGAAUAUUAAGUAGUUCAGAUCGUAC